This is a messenger RNA of Ectocarpus sp. CCAP 1310/34, 2500 nucleotides long. The record is from the annotation of a GenBank genome assembly. NCBI's taxonomy places the organism in Eukaryota, Phaeophyceae, Ectocarpales, Ectocarpaceae.
UUCGUGCACACUCACUACAAUCUAUUGCUACUCCCAACUUGGUACUGCUGUGCCUGCGCUGUUCAAGCAACCAUCACCUGCUCCACCCUGGAUCCCCAAGAUGUCGCAAGGAUCUUCACCUCAUAGCGCACCAAUCUGGCACUCGGAGGGCACGAAGAAUCUCCAGGUGUUGUCUUCGGGUAUUGACCACGGGGUGACUCAAAACCCGUUCGAGCGCAGAUGGAGUCCGUAUGACUUCAAUGGCGGCACGACCCUUGCCAUUGCAGGCGCCGACUACGUGGUUGUUGCGGCCGAUACCAGAAUGAGUACAGGAUACUCCAUCAUGUCGCGCGAUCAGACCAAGCUUCAUCAGCUUACCUCGAAGUGCGUGAUUGCCUCUGCUGGUUGCAAGACAGACGUGACAACUCUGUGGAAAGAGCUGGAUGUUAGCAUGACCAUGUAUGAUCACAACAUGGAAAAGGAGAUGGCGACCCCAGCAGUGGCUCAGAUGCUUGGCAAUACCCUUUACUACCGGCGAUUCUUCCCGUACUACUCUUUCAACGUCCUGUGCGGUCUGGAUGAACAGGGGAAGGGAUCUGUCUUUUCUUACGAUGCUAUUGGAUCGUUCGAACGAGUGCCGUACAGCGCGUCAGGCUCUGGCCAGACAUACAUAAUCCCACUCCUUGACAACUUGGUAGAAUUCAAAACACGAAAGGACGAGAAGCCUGCACGCUCAGCAGCUGAAACGGUGGAGUUGGUGAAAGAGCUGUUCGUCACCGCAGGCGAACGAGACAUCUACACGGGGGACGCGGUAGAGAUCACAAUCAUUUCAAAAGAUGGCACAUCGACACAGAUGUUUCCGCUGAAGAAAGAUUAGCUGUAUUGCAAUUUUGAACCGUGGUGCAGUCAGUGUAAAGUGGAUAUUGUGAUAUUCCUUAGCGGUAUAAGCUUGGAAUUAUCUUAAAGAGUGAGUCGUGGAGAAGCUGAGAGAUGACGACUGUCCAGUUACAUUCGAGAAAAUGGCCUGCUUGUGGCAACGCGCUCGCAUGCAGCAGUGCAUCAAAGGUCCAUUGGCGUCCGUCAUUGGAUAGCUUUGAACAUCCAAUGGCAGUUGGCGCGAUCUGCAACCCAGUGGUCUGAAACCUUCAGCACCACUGGUUCAAUUGCCAACAACUUCUUACGGUGUGAUACUGUGUGUGUUGUGACCCGUCUAGUGGGGGGUCACUUUGCCGGUCCUUGCGGUCUUGACGCACCAACCGGGUGAUGUUUUUCAGGCUUGAUAUUUAUUCCCGAUCUCGCGGGUCUUCCCAGUACACGCACACAUCGCUCGUUGGUGCAUCUAGAAGUUGCACCGGAAACAACGCGCCCGGCGUAGCAUGAAAUAGUACCCCGUGGGGAUAUUUGGUGAAGGCUUGACAUGCAGUCUCUUCGGGUCGAUAGCGCUCCCUCAUUCCGCUAUCUCUUGGGCGCGUGGUUGUGAAUGUGUGGGUGAGAGUUAUAACAGACCAGAGAGCCGUAUGCGCUCGGCUGAUCCCCAAGGCGUGGCCUUCCGCAGGGUGCAACGGACAAGACAAUGCCACCGAACCCUGGUGUUGAGAGGUAAAAAGUACAGUUGGUUUGCCUCGGUAUUGCCAGUGUGCUCAGGAGGGCCGCUUUACCGGCCACCCGCACUAUUCAGAACAGUCAGUGCCUUGUAGACACGCGUGAAAUCAGGCAGGGCCCAGGGCCAGAAUCCUCCCCCCGUGGCCUCCGGGAGCUGGUCGAUCACCUACUUGAUGUUAAACAGAGUGUUUUAUUUCACACGAGUCUCUCUCUCCAUCUAUCUCUGUCUCCCAUGCCAACAUGACAACCAGACAGAUGGUAACCCAGUCUACCAUACCUCAAGACAUGUUGAUAUCCAAAGGGCGGCUUCCCACCGUAAGGAACAUGCAGAUAUCCAACAGGCGGCUUCCCACCAUGAACUACUGCUACCCACAUGCGCUGCGUCCGCAACGCCCCCAAAGCUUAUAACCACCGUAGAGAGUAAUCAGCUUGUUCUCAGAGAGGUUGGAACUUGGUAAUACUCAAGAAAAACGACAGCGGUGUUUGUGAAAUACCCAUUCGCGGCGAUAUCGCGCAGGAAUAAUGCCACACCAUUUCGUUGGUUAACGCAUGUUCAUCAACCUCACAUACGAAGAGUAGAACGCUCGCAUUCAACAGUGAAUGGCACGCAACGCUUUACAUGACUACGACACGCAAGUGACGGACGACCAUACUAAAUAGGCAAAGGCCGCACGCAAAAGAAGAAAACGUUUGCAGUGACGACCAACACACCGCAAAAAAAAUAAAUGGUGCAUUUAAGGCUUGAGCUUAAGCUUCUCAGGUCAAAUCCCACCCUCCGUCACGACCGCGUCACCGUAAUCGCUCCUGUCGUCGCCGCUCCUAUUCACGGUGCCGCUGCUCCGUUCGCGAGUGCGUGCGUCCUGGCUACUCGCCGGCGCCGCGAAAAAUACAUGACUGCGGGCUGAACCCCCUCUUGCCG